UUUCUAGUAGUUUCCCUGCCAUCUCCACCCCAUCUGCUUGGUUAGCAUUACAAAGAGUCUUAUCACGAUGUAUAAUUCCACACGUGUUUUUAUUGUUUUUGUUUUGUUUAAUAGGGUGGUUUUUAAUCGCCGGAAGUCAUAAAAUUAGAAAAGUUAACCCCUGACUUUAAAGCGGUCAUCUCGAUCAAGCAUACGAGUAAAAGUGACUGUUCUGUAACCACCUGGUGGUGUUGUAAUGUCGAUGUUGGCAAUUCUGACGGUCAUGAACGCACCCCGCUCCUGGCUAAGAAGGAAGUGUUGAUGAGAGAGAGAGAGAGAGAGAGAGAGAGCGAGAGAGAGAGCAGGAGGAGACGGCAAGUGUGCUAGCUGAGUUGCUGUGAUGGAUUGAGCUCUCCUAUUGGCGUUAAGGUCUUAUGAUCAUGUGCAACGGCCGUCAUCGUAGCAGAACCAUUAACCGACAUUAAUAGACUUAAUCUUCCUAAGUGAAAUAACCGGACAGAGAGGAGCCUUCAGAGUCCUGCCGCCACCCCCAUCCUGGACAUGGGGAAGGUCUACUAUAUCAGCAAGAACGUGGCACUGGUGCUUCUGGUGUUGGCCUUCAGCGCCCUGUUGACCAUCAUCGCUUUAUCCGUGGCCUACAACAAGGAGAGGGUUAAGAAUCGAGUCGGCGCUCGAGACCAAGCGCCGGCCAACAGCACCACGGACACCAGAAAGAGCAGCACCCCUGUACCGGUCUCAAAUGAUCCAUGGGACCAGUACAGGCUCCCAGACUUGCUGGUUCCCACCGCCUACAACGUGACUCUCUGGCCCCGCUUGGAGCCCAACUCGGACGGCCUCUUCAUCUUCACUGGACACUCGGCGGUGGUCUUCAAAUGUCUGAAGGCCACCGAUCUCAUCCUCAUUCACUCCAGUGAGCUCAACCACACAUUCCUGGACGGGCACCACGCCAGGUUGACGGGGGUGGGCGGCGCCUCGGUGCCGGCUAUCCGGAAGUCCUGGCUUGUGGUGGAGACGGAGUAUCUGGUCCUCCAGCUGUCGAGCAGCCUAGUUCAGGGGGCCUCGUACGUCUUGUACACAGAGUUCCAGGGAGAGCUGGCGGACGACCUGGAAGGCUUAUACAGGAGUGAAUACGUAGAGGAUGGCGUGAAGAAAGUGGUUGCCACCUCUCAGAUGCAGGCAACGUACGCCAGGAAAGCCUUCCCGUGCUUUGACGAGCCUGCCAUGAAGGCCGUCUUCAGCGUCACCAUCAUCCAUGACCGGGACAAAGUGGCUCUCUCCAACGGACGACAAACGGACGUCACGGACACGGUCAUCGACGACACUGCGGUCCGAGUCACGACAUUCGACCCCACGGCGAGAAUGUCCACCUACCUGCUGGCGUUCAUCGUUAGCAACUUUUCCUACAAAGAGUUACAGCAACACAAGGGCACGCAGGUCCGUGUCUGGGCACGAAGAAAGGCCAUCGAAGCCGGGCAGGGUGAUUACGCUCUCAGUGUCACCAGUCGUAUUCUUCAGUUCUACGAGCGCUACUACAACACAGCAUAUCCGCUGCCUAAGUCAGAUCAAGUGGCUCUGCCCGACUUCAACGCCGGCGCGAUGGAGAACUGGGGCCUGAUCAUGUACAGGGAGACGGCCCUGCUGUACGACCCCGCCAGGUCCUCCAUGGGAAACAAAGACCGAGUCAUGUCCGUCAUCGCCCACGAGCUCGCACACCAGUGGUUUGGUAACCUGGUGACCAUGCGAUGGUGGAACGACGUGUGGCUGAACGAAGGCUUUGCGUCCUACGUGGAGUACCUGGGUGGCGACUACGCCGAGCCCAGCUGGAACAUCAAAGACCACAUUGUUCUACACGACAUUCAGAGGGUGAUGUCCGUCGACAGUUUGACGUCUUCUCACCCUCUGUCCCGGCGUGAGGACGAGGUCAACAGCCCGGCUGAGAUCAGCGAGAUGUUCAGCAGCGUCUCCUACAACAAGGGGGCGGCGGUGCUCAGGAUGCUGUCAAGCUUUCUUAGCGAGCCCGUGUUCGCCGAGGGGCUCAGUUCUUACCUCAACGCGUUCGCCUUUGGCAGCACCACGUGUUCCGACCUGUGGGACCAUCUCCAAAAGGCGGUUGAAAACACGCCAAACGUGCGCAUCCCACGCACAGUCAGUGACAUCAUGAGCCGCUGGACUCUUCAGAUCGGCUUUCCAUUGGUGACCAUAGAUACUCGGACCGGGAACAUCACCCAGAAACACUUCCUGGUGGAUCCCAACUCUGUGGUGGAGAGACCUUCUCAGUUCAAUUACACAUGGCUUGUACCUCUUCAGUGGAUGAAGACGGGUGUUGAACAGGAACAGUACUGGCUCCUCCAUAAGACAGACACCCACGCUCAGAUGAAAGUGUCGGGACACGACUGGGUGCUGGCCAACACCAACGUGUCGGGUUACUUCAGGGUGAACUACGACAUCCACAACUGGAAUCGCCUCUUCUCUGUGCUCGAAACGGACCACCUGACUAUUCCCACCAUAAACCGAGGUCAGAUCAUCGACGACGCCUUCAAGCUAGCAAGAGCCAAAAUCCUGGACACCACCCUGGCCCUGAGGACCACCAAGUACUUGUCCAAGGAGAGGGAGUACAUCCCGUGGCAGACGGCGCUGUCUAACCUCUACGACUACUUUGUCGUGUUUGACCGCACGGCGGUCUACGGGCCUUUACGGGCGUACACCCGCAAACUCAUCCAGCCGCUUUUUGAGCACUUCAGGACGACAACGCGGAACUGGACCGUAGUACCUGAAACCAUCAACGAGCAGUACAACCAGGUGAACGCCCUCCAGGUCGCCUGCUCUACGGGCGUGGCGGCGUGCCGGGAGCUGACCACGGGCUGGUUCAAGCAGUGGAUGGACGACCCACAGCACUACUGGAUCCAGCCCGACCUGAGAGGCACUGUUUACCGCAUGGGAAUCGAAUACGGCGGCAUGGAGGAGUGGGACUUUGUCUGGAAGAUGCUCCAAAACGCCACCCUGGCAUCCGAGGAGUCCCGGCUCAGGGUGGCCUUGGCCUCCACCAAAGUGCCGUGGCUUCUCAACCGGUAUCUGGAGUACACGCUGGACACGACGAAGAUCCGAAAGCAGGACGCCAUCUCCACCAUCUUGUACAUAUCCAGGAACGUGGUGGGGGCGCCUCUGGCGUGGAACUUCAUCCGAGCCAGAUGGGGUGACAUUUUCCAGCGGUAUGGGAAGGGAUCGUUUACCUUAUCCAACCUGGUCAGCGGGAUCGCCAUGCGCUUCUCCACAGACUUUGAGCUGCAGGAGCUGCGGCGAUUCAAAGAAGACAACCUCCAUGUUGGCUUCGGCUCGGCCAACAUGGCCCUGGAGCAGACCAUGGAGAGGAUCUCGGCCAACAUCAAGUGGGUGACGGAGAACAAAGCCCGAAUGCUGGCGUGGUUCUCCCAGGAGUCCUCAUGAAAGCAUCACAAAAACUCUGACUGUGGCUAAGAGUCGCCACCAUUUCUCGCCGCCUGUGACCAAAACGCCAAAACGGACAUCUGGUUGCUUUUUGUCUUGCACCUUAAAGGUUCUUUAUUAUACAAAAGUGUCCCUACUGCCUCUUCAUGAGCACUAAACAUGACAAUGGGUUUUCAUGACUUCCCCAGGCUUCGCUACAAGUCCUAAAACAAAGCCCGCAGCUACGUUUGGUUUCCCUGAAGCGAACCGGCGAACCCAGCACGAUGUUGCUGUUAAAAUGUCACGUUAGCGCUGUAUAGCAUAGCUACAGCUCCUUUAGCUGCACUGCUGUUGCUAACGUUUGUGAAGUAUGACAUCUUGGGCCUUAUUAUGCCGCAUUCAAGAAAAGCUGGGAAAUUAGAAACGUUCCUUUCUUUUGGAAGGUUUGUACAAAAAAAUGGCAGCUUUUGUCCCGAUGAUGGUACAACUCCAAAUGGAACAAG
This is a messenger RNA of Doryrhamphus excisus (bluestripe pipefish), 3926 nucleotides long. The record is from RefSeq and is a predicted model, not a curated record. Lineage: Eukaryota; Metazoa; Chordata; Actinopteri; Syngnathiformes; Syngnathidae.